Molecule: messenger RNA, 6176 nt
Organism: Spirodela intermedia
Lineage: Eukaryota; Viridiplantae; Streptophyta; Magnoliopsida; Alismatales; Araceae
Source: the annotation of a GenBank genome assembly
AUGUCUCGCAGCCUUCUCCCUUCGCUCGCGCUCCUUCUCCUGGUAUCAUCAAUGGUGCCGAUCUCAGAAGCGCACGAGGGCCACGACAGGGAGGGUCCGUUAGGGGAUGGAUGCAGCUCGAGCGAAGAUGCUCGUGUGGUGGCAGAGUUUCGGCCCGGCGUCGUCACGGUCGACGGUCGCGGGGACGAGUGGGCUGAAGCUGACGGGUUCGAAUUUUCCCUGCUCCCAGCUCUCGACUUUGAUCGGGAUAAGGAAUUUUCUGGCGGUAAGAUGGCCGUCAAGGUAUGGCAGUUAUUUUCUUCUAUAUGGAAUGAGCUUAACUUAGGAUUCCCUUCAAUCGAGGAAACUUAGGUGCAUAUGAUCUGAAGCUAAUUAUUUUCUCUUGUGAAAUUCCGUCUCCAAGACCUACAGAGGAUAUGUUAGGUCGUCAAGCUGUUGACAGUUGUGUGAUGUUCCAAGAAGAUUCUUUUGAGCAUUAGCCAUUCUGUAUUAUGCUAUUAACAACAAUACGCAUCUAAAUGCAUCAGAAAUCUAGAUCAGGAAGGCUGUCGUGCCAUCCUAAGUUCAUCCCAUUCCCUUAGAUAUCCCAAUGUAGCAAAUACUGAACUACCGAAUUCCCAGCAUCAAUAUCCAUUGUGUUCAAUGUCACAUAAAGACAAAAUUAUUUGGCAAUACCGUGCUCCGAAUGGAAACCAAUAAUUCUCUCGAUAUUAUUACCAGGCUCAGGAUAAGAUUAAUGUGUAAUGUGUUCUAAAAUUUUCCAAAAUUUUGUGUUUAAAACAUUUAAAUUGUGAUAUUUUCUCAAUUAACUUUUUCACAGGCUUUGCAUGACGGAAACAAUGCAUAUUUCUUGCUAAGAGUUGAAGGCGAUUAUGUAUACACAAAAGGGUAAGUUCUUUUGGUUUUGUCUUGAUGACUAUCUGUUCAGGAUUGUUUUUAUUUAAUGUUUUAAUGAAUAUUUGAAUUUUUCUUUAUAAGAUAAGGAAAGAAAAAAUGAUAUUACGUAAAUGAUUUUGGAAAAAUGAUUUUUUAUGGAACAUCAAUGAUUUACCUCUGUUUUUUAUCAAUUUAUUAUUUAUUAUAAAAUAUUUUUUUUGUAUUUAAAUCGUUUACCAUGCGAAGUUCACUUAUUUUUCUUUUUAUUUACUUCAAAAAUAUUUUGGAAAACAUUGAUAUGAUUGAUUAUUACUUGUUUGCAUCUUGAAGAGCUUGUCUGCACUUUUUUAAUCGUCCGAUAUCACCUGUACAAAAAUGGGGUCUUUUUCCUGGUGUGCAUAUGUUGACCUUUCCAGCCUUUUGAAAAUAUUGUUCAUACUUGUCAACUCUAAGUCAUCAAAUGGUGCUUUAUAAUUUUGCUUCCUUUAUCAUAAACUCAUACUGCUCUUCAAUUUUUGGUCUUAUCUGGAAAAGCAGUGACGGUUAUAAAUGUCCUUCUGUUGCACUUAUGUUCCAAAUUGGCGAAAAUGCGACAUACAGUAGUGUAAGCCAGUGAAUACCUUGGCCUUCAUGUUCGUAGUUUCAACUUUGUUCACUCUAUGGUAACUCAAAGGUUUUCCUGCACAAUGUCGUUUUCUUAGAUGGGAGGAUGCCGAAAGUUUGGAACUGAAUGCAACAGCAGAAGCUGUCAAGGCCAUGAGGUGGACAUUAUGCACUUUUCAAUUGGAAAUGCUAUUCCUGGGCGGUUGUAUGGCAGCAAUCCAAUUGACAACCAAGAGGCAACUGGAGAUGAUAGGUGACCUAUUUGUUUUUGCUUUACAUGUCAGCAACAAAUUUAUUAAUCUAACUUUUCCUUGUAUCAUUUUUUAUUAAUUGUGUAGGUUUGGCAAUUUGGUUGAUCUCUAUGCCUGGAAUCCUCACUGCCAAUUCCUUGAUGGAAAGGGGCCACUAGGUAAUCUAUGGUCUCAAAUGGCCAGUUGCUUCUCAUCGAAAUGAAUAAUUAUUGCCUUGAUUCAAAUAACUGUUGCCUAAACCGUUUGUGUCAUUUUGAACUUGUUUAGGUAAAACAAUAAGAUUUUUAAUUUGAUAACUACGACCUCUUUGUAUAGUUGGAGAACACGAUGAUUAUUUCUUUAUUCCCGGUCCUCAACCCAAAUUGAACGGAUGAUAUUUAAUUAUCUUAUAUUUUCUAUUCGUUAUUCGGCCAUAUGUUCAUCUGUAGCGCAUCCCAUCUUGAAAAUAUUGCUAACUUAAUUUCUUGUUUCGAAUAUGUUAUCUGCCCAGAUUGGGUAGGUCUAGUUUAGUUGACAUUGAAUUUGCAAUAGGAUCUAAGGGAAAUUCCAAUCUGUCACUCUUUGAUAAGAUUUUUAACUAUUUCUUUGUUUGGAUGGUGGUGUGGGGUGGGCUGUUUUCUGUAUCAUUAAGGUCAAAACAGCAUCUGCAUUGCAUCUUCUAUUGUUUUUAUUUUUUACCUUGGGUUAAAUAAUGAGAGAUUUGUCAUCCCAUUUGAUCCGAAUUACAGUCAAACAUCUAAACAUGCCAAUGACUCUUACUUUAGUUUGAGAAAUAGCCAAAUUGAUCAUGCCAACUGGAAUGUCUCAGACAGUUUCCUGAUAUCUGGUACUUUUAUGGUUAUUCUUAAUUUCUUGUAGUGCCAGUUAUUAGUUGACUACUUUAUUAUGGUGUCUGCUGGUCUAGAUUAAAAGUAGACCACUUAUAUCUCUAAAACUAAUUCUGAAAUCAAUAUGAUUUAUAACGGUCAAUUGAGUUAAUUGAUAAGGACUGGGUUUCCGAAAUUUCAGAUUCAAACAUGGUUACACAAUAUGACAUUUGCUGUAUCUUGCUGAUGGGCCAUUUUCUUGUCUUAUAUCAUAUACAGCAGAGCUGGUAAUCUUCUGCUUGCUUGUGUCUCAAGCAUUAACGUUGGUUGGGAAAAUGUUUCCUUUGGAAGGGGACCACAUAGUUAACUGCGAAAUAUCACUGGUCUUUAGCCAUAUUUCUAGAGGUUAUAAAAAUCAUGCAAUUAGGUAGAGCGAGAUGUUUUGGGUUUUUUGAUUUCAGACUUCAAAGCCAACGUCCACAGUGCAAUGUUGAAUGUUUAAUAAUGGUGGCUGUGGUUGAUGAAAUUGCCUUCUUUUUUACGUCGUAGCUUAUUUUCGUAAGAAUUCAGUGAGAUUGUGAGUGCUGAUUUUCCAUAUUUGACCGAAACAUAUCCGAAUAUUUUCUUGAAGAGGCAUGAUAAACAAAAAAAAUUGGUAGAACAAGAAGAAUAUCAUCGCUUGGAAAAAGGAGGUAGGAUACAGUUCCUUGAAUGAUAGACUGAUUGACGUAUCCAGUGGAUUAUCUCUGGGAGAUUAUGGGAUUAUGGGAAGCAAGAUUAACCUUCAUUGACAGGACUCGGGAUUCCACUCAUCUAGGAGGAAUACACUGUAUGCACUUCGUACGUAUGACUGAAAAGUAUCUCUAUUCUCAUGAACAUUUAACAAUAACAAUCAGAUUGAGGCAGAAGAGCCGAGGAUUGAAAAAUGGAUAUCUUAAACGUGAUUACUAUUCCUAGGAACACAUUAUCAGGUUGGCAAGUAGAAAGAAUGAUCCUAUUGAGGCUACUGGUGAUCAUCGGGUUGAAUUAGUAGGCCUAAGUAUUUCACAUAGCAUUCACACAUUCAAGGAGCUAAGGAAACGUGAUAUCUUUGAAUAUUUUGGGGUUGCAUGCAUUAUCCUUUUGCACGCUUUUUGGUGACCAUAGCAGGGUUUCUCCUUCAUUGAGAGAACAAUUUAGACAUUUGUUAAUAUCAUAUGAUACCCUUUUAUUCUUUUCCAUUAGUAGUUCUUAUGUUGUACUAUCCACUUUCGCAAAGAGAAACAAAGAAAAGGAGGCAAGGAAAUGACUACUUGUAGGACCUACCAAGUAGAUGCUGUGAGGCCUCUUAGAAGCACGGAGAGAAACAACUCAAUGAUUCCACAUCGUUCAGUCCGUUGAUUCCAUUGACAACUGUACAAGUUGGGUUAUAGUGUCUCCAGUUCCACGAACUCAUUGCUUUGGUUGUGUUCUUGCCAAAGCAGAAGUCUAGGGUUCUUAGUUAGAUGAUGAUAAUUUGAAGAGAAUGAAGUUCUGACUGGUAUUAAUAUUUGCAUAUUUUCUGGGAAAUGAGAUACUCACUCCUCUCUUAAUCCUAGGAUUAAUUUGACAGUCUUUCGUUUCGUAAAUGUAAGAAAAAAUGGAAUGAUACGUUUAGUGUGAGCCUGUGUUUGUGUUGAAGUUUUCUUCGGUUUCUUCUAUAUAAUGACUAAUAUUGCAUGCCUUCUUCCUUUGAAAGUUUAUUUAUUUUCUUCAUUUGAUCAACAUGAAUCAUUUUUAUGAGGUGUCUGCUUUACAUAGUGGUUCUCUAAUGGCAUCUAAUGGCAUUCGAUCGCUAUACCAUGUCAAGGAUCCCUUUGAUUUUCAGUUACGUUCUAAUGCCCUUGUUAUUUCCAAUUCAUUUUUUUCAUUGCAAAGUAAUGUACGUAGAGUUUUUGGUCUCCCAUUGUUGGGGUAUUACCUUCGAUGGUACUUAUUAACUCAAUGUGGCUUUUUUCUUAGGAAAUGAUUCUAGUGCACAGAAUGAUUGGCAAGGGGCUUGGUGGCACAGCUCCUUAACAUCACAUUCAGGUACACCCACGUCUUACGUUUGUUCUGUUUUUCAUGUGUUUGUUGAUGCUUGAUGAAGGGCUGGAACUCCUGAGAAGGGAGAUGAGGUCUCUUUUGACUGGUCCUCUCCCACAUUCACACGCACCCCACUUGACUCUCCUUAAUUGGAACCGCUAGAAACCAUCCGCACAAACGAAGAUAUGCCUCUAUUACAUGCACCUGUGUAUCUUAUAACAAUAGUAAAAGAGGGAGAGAAAAAUCAUAAGAGGGCACGCAUAACUGGAUCUCGUAGGGAGGAAAUCCUUCCUGGUUCAUAUUAGGCAUUAAGAGCUGAUAGAUGGAUCUGGAAAGAGUAGACUCUUCUCCACUCUCUACUUCAAGCAGCAGGUACAUGUCGCCCAUGUUCAGUGUAUUUUUGCUGGCUUGAUGGGAUUGGUUCUGAGACCAGCUCAAAGCAUCAGGCACUUGGUCAAACACCUGAGGGUAUUCUCUUGCUCAGUAUCUCCCUAGAUAAGUCUUUGUCAAUCUUUUUUUGUUUUAGGUAAUUAUCAAACAAGGCCAAAAACUCCAGGGUUUAUAGCAGGAAUUUUCUUUUUUCUAUUCUCGUACAUUUUCGUUGUCCACAUCAGCUGGCUUAGCAUGUAGAUUGGAAAAUUCAGAAGAGAAAGAAGUCAUUGGAUUCUAAUCAUGGAUGACAUUAGAAAGAUAGAUGACGUACUAACCAUCCACUACUGUGUCAAGUUUCCCAAUCCGAUUAUUGAACUUGAUGUGAACAAAUUUGAGGUAAUGAUUUUGAUAUCCUGGGCUAAUUGGAAUUGAAACACUGUCUAUCGCGAGGGAUUUUGAUAUGUGUAAUUUUGCAUGUUGAACGAUCUGUAAACCACAGAUGGGCAUUAGGCCAAGUUUCUUACAUGAUAUUUAAUUUAGUUCGUCGCCAUCUCCAUGAAGGAAGAUGGUUUCCUUUGGCAUUUGUAAUUUUGUGGGAGCUCUUCUGUGUGUAGCCCUAAUGAUGCCCAUCUAUCUACCCUUCUUAUUCCUUUUGUGAUAGGAGCUUAGGUGGUGUUAGAAAUUUGGAUAUGUAUACUUUAUAGCUAUUUUCCAAUCUUCCUCAAGUCCUCCUGCACUGCCAGGUUUCGUUGAGAAAGACAGCCCGUACUCCUCAGAUGGCCAAAAAGGCACCUACUAUUUUGAAUUCUCAAGGCCUCUGAGAACAGUGGACAGGCUCCAACAGGUACUUCUGUGCACCUCCUUCUUAGACAAGAAAUCCACAAAUGGGCUUCCCAUAAAGAAACUCGCUGAGGCAUUGUCUAUUUUUGGAAUCCAGGAUGUGCAGUUCACAAUUGGCCAGUCAACGAAGAUGGCCGUCGCCUUCUGGUACCCAUCCGAGGGGAAGGCAUGGGGUAAGUCUGAUCACUACUCGGUGAGCUGCGACUGGAUGCCCAUGGAGUUUGUAUCCGCUUCUAGUAUCUAUGCGACCUCAAGAGGCGCUUGGGAUGCUACCAGUGCCUUCUCCUUGAUCCUCUCAGUGGUGGCAUUCUGUAUCUCCAUCUAUGUUGCAUACUGGCUUUCCAUGGCCAAGUCUGUCCCCUUCACUCCCAUUGACAGGCUUUGA